Messenger RNA from Paramecium octaurelia, 2283 nucleotides. NCBI's taxonomy places the organism in Eukaryota, Ciliophora, Oligohymenophorea, Peniculida, Parameciidae. The record is from the annotation of a GenBank genome assembly.
AUGCAGAAUAGACCUCAAUCAGCAAUAAUGAAGUUGAAAUCUGAGGCAUCUGAUGCUCGAUCUAGAGAUUCAAUAUCUCAUCUAAUGUUUACUCCUAAACCAAACAAAGUUACGAGCCCUCCAACUAAACGUUAUGCUGAUGGAGAGACUCUCUAUAUUCAGAAUCUUUAAUACAAACAAGAGGCCAAUGUGCUACGUAUGCAGAAUAUUAAGUUGAGAACUUUGGUUUAAUAGUUAUAAGUAAUUUAUCUAUAUCUUAAUACUUUAGAAUCGCAUAUAGUAAAUAGAGAAAGUUGAUCGCUAUCAGUUACACACAGACCCAUUAGGAUUGACAACUGCAAAUCAAGAAGGGAGUAUUGUGCCAAUGUUAAAAGCCAAGAUUCGAGAAUAGGCAUAAUAAAUAACAGAGCUUACAGAUGAUUUGAGAAGACAAUGCAAAUCUGUGAAAUUAACUUAACUAGUAGAAUUGCAGAAAGAGAUAAAGAAUCAGUAGGAUGAAAUCAUGCGCUUGAAACAGUUUCAAUAAGUCGCCAUCAAGGUGACAGACCAAGAGUAUGCUUUCCAUAUGAAAACAGCUUAUUUAAUGAUCCAGAUAUAGGGGAGCGUAUAAAAAAUUAUGUGUUGACCAUCAAUGCCCAAGAGAGCCAAAUUGAAGUACUAGAGAAGCAAAUCAAUCAACUUAAAUGUGAAUAUUAGGGGCUUGUUGAAGAUAAUAUUAAGGUCAAGGAGGAAGUCAAGCAGAUUUCUUUUGAGAAAACUCAAUUGAAGAAAAAGUUAGAGGAUUAAAUCAUUACUGAGACUGAAUAAUAUUAAUAGAAGAAAAGGGAAUUUUUGGAGAAGAAACUGCAGUAUCAUGCAUUAUUAUAAUUAGGAGUGUAUUAAAAUAAGUAGACUCUUUGAAGGGAGAACUAUCCCUUUAUGAGACUAAGUACAAAUAGGUUACAAAAUAAUAGCAAGAUUAAGAACGAGAGUUUAAAUAAUAAAUAGCCAUAGCUCAAAAAUCUAAACAGAAUUUAGAAGAUGUACUUCUUAAGAAGGAAUUACUAAUGUAUUAUUUCAAAUAAAUUUAUUAUUAAUUAGAUAAGAUUUACAAGAUCGUGUUGCUAUAUAAGAUUUACUUAAAUAGAAGACUACAUCUGAAGAGCCUGUUGUUAAACAUUUGAUUCCACCCAAAUGUUAUAGAUCUGAGUUUACAUAAUUUCCAGAAGUUCAAUAAGCAGAACAUAAGGCUACUGAUAUUAUAAAUACCGAUCCUAUUGAUUAAGAAAGAUUAAAGGAAUUACUUGAAGAUUUAAGGUAUAAAGUAAUAUCAAUGUGCUUGACUCGAACUAGACUUCAAUACUUAUUUAAAGGAAUAUAAUUUAUUUAAUUGCAAUAAGGAUUAGAAUUGUUUAUGAAGAGACCCUUUAAUUAUUCAGAAAAAGAUUCAUUAGUGCUAAGUAGAUAUUUCAUUGGAGAAGACAAAGGAUAAGCAUAUCGAAUUCAAUGGGAAGACACUCAGAGUGUUACUGAUAUGAUACAGUAAAUAGUUCCGAGUAAGGAAGACACUCAAUUCAAUUUCAAAAGCAUCAUAAAUAGGAACAGCGUAAUAAAAUUCUUGAAUUUCGAAAUGAAAUAGAUAAGACUAGAGGAUAAAAAGUACAAUAUUGAUGAUUACAUAAUCUACAUAAAGAACAAUACAAAGUGGAAUUAAGAACAUAUAAGUUUUCUGAAAUUAAUAAAUUCUUUGUAUCUUGGGGAUUCUGGUACUAUCGAUCAAGGAUUUUUGAGUUUGUAUUUGAGGGAGGAGUGUGAAAUGAUGGAUUAAUUAAAUAAAUUAUAGAUGAACAAUUUCCAAAUAUACAAAUCAACACCAAAGAUCAUAGUAAAAUACGAUGAUGAUGAGGAGAUAGUGUAGAAGCAGAUUGAAAUGAAAAUGCAGAUAACUGUUGAACCAAUUCUAACAUAUUCACGUAAAUAGAGAGUUUUAAAUUAGAAUUACGAUUGAAUGAUAAUUCAUUGAAGACUUCUGAAAGUAGAAAGCCAACAACUUGUGGAAGAGAGAACAUUACCUACAGUGAGACUUAUGUGGAGAGCAUUCCUUUCAUAAAGAAGUAAAGUGAUUAGGCAAAAGUUGUAAUAUAAAAAGUGGAACAGAUCAAGGAGUAGCAAAAGGAAGAAGAAUAGAGCUAGUUUCAAUUAACAGACAGCUUAUUAUAGCCUCCUUCUCUUUUAAAGAAUAAAGUAGUGAGUGGGGAGGAAGAGCAGGUGGUUGAAGAGGAGAUCUAUUAUGAAGAACUUUGA